UCCUCGUAUUAAAUGGGUUGGAAUAAAACACAAACAAUUUGUUUUUCUAAUUUGAUAAUUUAUCAUUAUCAAAUUUAAUAUUAAUGUAGACAAAUAGUUCUGUUUAACAUAUUAGCAAGUCGGAUUAAGAAAGGAAUACAAAAUAUAUGUGAAGAUAAAAUUUGCUGCAAAGUAAUGACAAAAUGUGCCAAAGAACUUGCAGUGAUGUGAGGAGUACUGGCUUAUUGGAGACCUCAGAAUGAGUGGGUGUUGCAUGAGCACGUAUAUGUGUGAAGUCUGGAGACCUCCCCCACUCCCCAACAAUACUGGAGUGGAUUUGAAGACAAUUUAUGCUAAUGAUGAGGCCUACAACAAAUACACAAAGUUGUGCCCAGGGUAUGGAUAUACUCAUGGUCCAGACAUCAGUAAUUCUACAGUUGCCAGUGCUGGUCUUGGAGCAGGAUAUAUCGUUCUGAUAUUUUUCGCAGUGCUGCUGCCCAUCAUUAUCAUCGGUGUCGUUCUUUAUAAAUGCUACAACAAUCAGCACUCCAGUACAACACUACCUUUCAACGCAUACAAAGACAUCAACUACUUAGACAACAAAGCAUGCAAAGGAAUCAGUUGGCAAGAUACGAAUGCCACUACUCGGCCCAGCCCGAUUGAAACUAGCCUCACAAACAGUAAUAGUGAUGGGGCAGAUACACAGGCUCAAAGUCCACAUACAGAGAAUGAAACAACAGCAGUUUACUCAAAAGUUGAUAGAAAUGUUGGAAAAGGUCAGAAGGAAAAUGCAGCAACAGGUGAAAGCAAUCAGUCUCGAGAAAGUCAUGGCAGAAAGAUGUCUAAGAGAGCUAGUGAAAAUGGGAGAGAAAAGGUUAGAGAUGAAACUUCAUCCAUGAAAAGAAAAAACUGUGAUAAAGUUGAAAGAACGCUAACACCUGUUGAGAGUUUAGAACCAGAAGAGAUUGAUGAAAUCCAAAAUAAAGCAGAUCAAAACUCUGCAAAUGAUGUUUCAAGAACUUUAUCUGACUUGAUUGCUUACCAUGUUCUGAACUCCAAUAACAAAAGUGUUAAUACUCCACCAAGUUUGAAUAUUUAUGAUUUAAGACAUUUUGAAGGCAGAAAUGCAAAUCGUUUACCUUCACUUGGCAGUCAAUCUGUUAAACACAGAAAUUCAGAAUCACAGAUUACUUCACCAAAAAAGAGAAAGAAAAUGGGCAUGUUUCGAAAGUCUGCUCCUGUGCCUUCACAAAAUGAUGCAAAUAUGCCGAGUUAAUGUAUAUUUGUUUGUAUUGUAAUGACCCCUAUCCAGCCAAAUGGACUUCCAGAUGCUAUUGUAUCUUGUUAUAUUAAUUAAUUUCUCAUCUGUUAUUGUAUUCUCAUGUCUGUCUUGUAAUACAGGUACAUUAAUUUAUUUCACAUCUGUUUUGAUAUAUUGCCAUUAAUUCCAAACCUUUCUCCUUAAAUGGCUAUUGAUUUUUGUAGAUAUUGAUAUUUUGGAAUUCUUUUCAUGUCAAUAUUUUGAUUAUGCAAUUGAUUUUAUUUCUCCCUUUUUUGUUUUGUUAUAUAAACGACUGUCCAUUUAGUUAAUUAUUGUAUGUAACUGGCCACAUAACCUUGGUUUGAGAUUUUAGGUAGCAAUAAUUUGUUAUCUUUGAUACAUGUAAAUGUAUUAUUCAUUCACAAAAGAUCUUACAAAUAUUCUUUCAACUUAUGUGGGCAUAUGUGUGCUCUCACUUUUGUAAUCUCACUUAAGUGCAAGACGCUUUUGGUGAGCUUUUCGGAGCGCUUUUCGGAGCGCUUUUUUUUUCCAUGGGGUGUCAUAUGUUGUGUAUAAAUAUUUGUAGCUCACCUGAGCACAAUGUGUUCAUGGUGAGCUUUUAUGAUUGCCUUUUGUCGGUCGUGCGUUGUCAGUUGUAGACAUUAACCAUUUUUACACUCUAGAGGCAACAUUUAAUGUCCGAUCUUAAUGAAACUUGAUUAGUACACGUGUCCUAACAAUAUCUUGGUUUGAAAAUGGUUCUGUUUGGUAAAAAAAAAAGAUGCCAGAAGGCAGUUUUCUUAAUAUGGCUAUAGUAAAACCUUGGUAACACAUUUGUAGCCACAAUUAUUGUCCAAUCUUCAUGAAAAUUUUCCAAGACAUUUGUUAUAAAGAUAUUUUCCAUGACGUUGAAAAUGGUUCCGCUUUGUUUAAAAACAUGUCCACGAAGAGCGGGCAUUUUUCCUUAUAUUGCUAUAUUUAUACAUUGUUAACACUCCAUAACACACAUUUUUAGUGCAAUAUAAAUAAUACUUAUAACAAAUGAAAUCUUUGCUAAGAUUGAAACUGGGUCAUAUGAACUAAAAAAACUAGGUCACUUUGUCAAAUUAAGAAAUAUCUUUAAAAAAUAUAUGGUGUUGAUUGUGGCUGGUGUUCAUGAAAGAUAGAGAGUUAUAUAAUAAUCAAAUCAAAGAUAGAAAAAGCCUUUUUAUACCCGUAGCCAGUUCGGCACCCAACAUUUUUUUAUCAGUCACUGAGUAUGGUCAAUGAAAGUGAAAUUUAAUAUAAAAAUGCUUUAUAACUUCAGUCUCUAAAUACAGAUAAAAAGUCACUAGAAUGCAGGAUUUAAAGUUUCAUUUUCCAAAUUGCGGGGAGGACCUCCCCCCCCCCCCUCCCGAUUGCAGGAAGGGUCAGCCUCAUAGGAGAAAUUGUUGACUUUGGGUAAUAAAGGAACUUGUUCACACUUUUUCAGGGGGUUUUCAAAUGUUAUUAGCUCAUCUAUUUAUUUAUUUUUAAUUAUGAGCUAUUGUCAUCACCUUGGCGUCGGCGUUGGUGUCCGGUUAAGUUUUGCGUUUAGGUCCACUUUUCUCAGAAAGUAUCAAUGCUAUUGCAUUCAAACUUGGUACACUUACUUAGUAUCAUGAGGGGACUGGGCAGGCAAAGUUAGAAAAGUCUGGCGUGCAUUUUGACAGAAUUAUGUGCCCUUUUUAUACUUAAAAAAUUGAAAAUUUUGGUCAAGUUUUGUGUUUAGGUCCAUUUUAUUCCUUAAGUAUCAAAGCUAUUGCUUUCAUACUUGCAACACUUACUAACUAUCAUAAGGGGACUGUGCAGGCAAAGUAAUAUAACUCUGACUGGCAUUUUGACAGAAUUAUGUGCCCUUUUUAUACUUAGAAAAUUGAAAAUUUGGUUAAGUUUUGUGUUUAGGUCCACUUUAUUCCUACAGUAUCAAAGCUAUUGCUUUCAUACUUGCAACACUUAUUAACUAUCAUAAGGGGACUGUGCAGGCAAAGUUAUGUAACUCUUACUGGUAUUUGGACGGAAUUAUGGGCCCUUUAUACUUAGAAAAGUGAAAAUUUUGUUAAGUUUUGUGUUUUGGUCCACUUUACCCCUAAACUAUCAUAGAUAUUGCUUUCAUACUUGGAACACUCGCAAACUAUCAUAAGCGUACAGUAAAAGGACAAGUUGCAUAACUCUGGUUGUCAUUUUUACGGAAUUAUGGCCCUUUUUUGACUUAGUAACUUUGAAUAUAUGGUUAAAUUUUGUGUUUCGAUCCACUUUACUUCUAAUGUAUCAAGGCUAUUGCUUUCAAACUUCAAAUACUUUCAUGCUAACAUAAGGUUACUGUACCUGGCAAGUUGAAUUUUACCUUGACCUUUGAAUGACCUUGACUCUCAAGGUCAAAUUAUUGCUAAAAAUGCCAUAACUUCUUUAUUUAUGAUUAGAUUUGAUUGAUACUUUGACAAAAACUACUCUUACCUGACAUACCACAAUAGACUCCACCCAAACCAUCCCCCUUGC
Dreissena polymorpha is the source of this 3757-nucleotide messenger RNA. RefSeq lists its product as uncharacterized. The record is from RefSeq and is a predicted model, not a curated record. The transcript is spliced from 6 exons. The coding region runs from base 239 to 1255 and encodes 338 amino acids. Lineage: Eukaryota; Metazoa; Mollusca; Bivalvia; Myida; Dreissenidae.